AUGAUGCUUGGAAUCGAAGUGACACCAGAACAGGUGCUGAUCUACAGAUUUGAAAUUAUUGAGGAUUCACCUACCACGAUUACUGAUGACGACUUCAAGGAGCAUAAUAUUGGAGUUUUCAAGGCUCAUUUUGGCCAAUGCCCUAGCACUCUAUGCAUUAUCUGGCAAGACAUUUUGAAUUGUACGAACAAAGACUUGGGGCUCUGCCCAUCUGACAGAAGCAAGGAGGGGCUUAAGCGAUUGCUAGUUGCAAUCCACUCCCUUGCCUCAGUUACUGGGAUAAGCACACGAAGGGACCAAGACGACAACCUAUGGCACUGGAUGAAAGUUCUUUGGGCACUGGAAGCAAAGGUGAUCAGCUGGUCUCAGAAAGAGUACAAGCAAAAGAACUAUGGUCCAGGAAGAAAAUUUAUCUUGACUGUUGAAGGGGCUGAUUUGAAGAUACUCUACUGGCCCGAGAAAGAAUACAAUCAUUCAGGAAGAACAAUUCUCUUGACUGUCGACGGCGUUGAUUUUAGGACGUUCGAGAGAUCAACCGACGACUACAAUGUCGAUAAAAAGCAAUACAGUCACAAGUUCCAUCAUGGUGCGUUGAAGUAUGAAAUUGGAGCGGACGCAUUUUUGCCCAAGAUUGUUUGGAUUCAUGGACCGUGGAGGGCUGGUAUGCAUGACCGAGCAAUCUUUGCAGAAGGAGGGGGGUUGAGAGAAAAGAUUCCUGAGGGCAAGGUAAUCAUUUGCAAUCGAGUCUAUAAGGACAAGAAGCACAAGGACAACGACGAACUUAUGUUGCCAUGCGUUGGCGACAGUUCGCGACUAUUCACAUUCAAGUCUUGUCUCCGGUCAAGGCAUGAGAGUUUGAAUGGUCGACUGAAGGACUACAGUAUCCUCCUCGAUACAUACCAACACGACCCCGAUAAUCAUGUCUAUGCUUUUGAAGCUGUGGCUGUUCUUGUCCAGUAUGCAAUGGACCAUGGACAUCCCAUCUUUGAAGCAAACACUGUACCACCAGAUUGA
Messenger RNA from Cylindrotheca closterium, 1014 nucleotides. NCBI's taxonomy places the organism in Eukaryota, Bacillariophyta, Bacillariophyceae, Bacillariales, Bacillariaceae. The record is from the annotation of a GenBank genome assembly.